CAUGAAGAAAGUUGAAAGGAUUCAAGCAAUGGAUGAAAACUAUCUUGAAUCGGAUGUGGAUGGAAAAAAUUCUUGUUUGGAUUCAAUAGAGAAAUCAAUUGAAAAUUUUGCAAUGAAAAAGGAUAAUAUGGCUUUAGAAUUUGAUAGAUUACAAUUUAAAAUGAAAAGAAAUUAUUUGAGAAUUUACAGAUUAAGAGAGUUUGCUGAUGUUUGUCAAGAAUUGGCCGAAAGAAACCUUUUUAAAGAUUUUAUUGAGAGUAUUACUUAUUUCGUCGCUCAUGUAGUUGACUAUGUAAAACAAGAGCCAAAAUUUUCAAGUUUCAAUAGAAGUGUACAUGGAUUAAAGAUGUUUUUAACAACGAACGAUUAUCUAAACAAAGAAGAGGAUAUAUCUUAUUACAUGUUUCGUUUGAAUAUUAUGCAAAGAUUUGGAUUAGAUGAAUCAAGUAUUCUAUUUGUAUACUUUCUAUGCGAAUUGAUAACUUGGGCAAAAGUCUUCCAACGAACGCAAUCUGAAUUGGAUGAUAAAGAGAAAACAACAGUCAUCAGAUGGUUGAAAGUCUCUAAAGAUCGUUUGAAUUCUAUCGAAUAUGAAAAAUUUCAUAAUUUUAUUGCAAUAGCCGAAAACUACCUUAGAAGAGAAUGGAACGUAAAGAAGGAAACCUACUCUGAAAUUAGAAUGGAAGACUCGUGGAAUCGUCAUAAAGAAGAAGAACUAGAAUAUUGCAUUACAAAGUUACACUCCAUGGCCGGUGCUGCAAACUAG
Molecule: messenger RNA, 766 nt
Organism: Dimorphilus gyrociliatus
Lineage: Eukaryota; Metazoa; Annelida; Polychaeta; Dinophilidae
Source: the annotation of a GenBank genome assembly